CAAGGUCAAACCUGCCGUUCUAUUCAGCGUUAGCGAUCUACAGCUAGUCUAUAACCAACUAACUACAGGAUCCUGUCAACUUGAUGGGUACCAGUUAAUUAGAAGAACGGGAAUGUGUCUGAAAUUUUCACCAGACAGAAAGACGUGGCUUCAGGCUAAAGCAGAGUGCGAAUCUGAUGGCGCGAGACUUGUUAAGAUUGACACAGAAGACAAAAUGAGGGACGUCUCAUACAUACUAGUGGCAGAUCACAUCGGAAAGUUUUUCAUAGGCGCUAGGAACCACAACGGCUCAUGGGAAUGGACUGACGGAAGUGUCGUGAAACAACAGUGGUGGUUGUUCCGAGACGAGCCAAGCGACUACAGCCAUAGGGACUGCUUAGUAGCACGGAGUGAUUUUGCUGACUGGCAUAAUAUCCCAUGCAGAAGGCUCAGGCGAUACAUCUGUGAAAAGUUAUGAUAUAAAUACAGUGGCAGAUCCAGAAAAUAAUAAGAGGGGUGGCUGGAUUUGGAUGGAGUGAACCUGCGGGGGCUGAGCCAUGGUGAAGGUUCCGGGGGCAAAGUCCCCUGAAGUUUCGGCAUUCUGGACAUUUCAAAAGCUUAUUUCACUGACUUCCGAGGAUCUAAUCCUAAUUAAUUCCAUAAAGUUGAUAAACGUUUUGCCGUUUUCCUGAUUCACACCAAAAUAUAUAGAAAACGAUUUAAUUUUGUCCUUACCGAUGCCAGCCAUACUCGGUUCAAUUGUACACCUGAUUGACAACAUGGCGAUGUAUAUUAUGUUCGCUAACGGAAUGACUUUAUAUGCAUCUUCCUGAACAAAACUUUGAAGUAACAGUAUAUGUUUGGAAUGAACAUAAAAAAAAAUUGCAAAGGAAGGGAAGGGGUGGCUAGCCACCCUAUUCACCCCCACCUGGAUCCGCCACUGAAAUACAAAACUGGUGUUAUUAAAUAUAAGAGAUAAACAUUAUCUAUACACAACUAUACCACACAGCUGUGAAGAUAUUAAGAUAUAAUAUAUUGGUAGUUGAUAUGGUUAGAUGUAUCUUUAACAAAUAGAAUAAAUAAAUCCAUUGUUUGUGAGCAGGACAGUUGUCCGAUA
This is a messenger RNA of Gigantopelta aegis, 1096 nucleotides long. RefSeq names its product C-type lectin-like. Gene Ontology annotation, molecular function: carbohydrate binding. Gene Ontology annotation, cellular component: external side of plasma membrane. The coding region runs from base 113 to 457 and encodes 114 amino acids. The transcript is spliced from 3 exons. Lineage: Eukaryota; Metazoa; Mollusca; Gastropoda; Neomphalida; Peltospiridae. Gene Ontology annotation, biological process: biological process involved in interspecies interaction between organisms. The record is from RefSeq and is a predicted model, not a curated record.